AUGAUAAUUUUAACAAUUAUAAUAAAAAAUUAAUCAAAAGCGGACUAACAAUAAUAGUAUAGUUAUUUUAAUCUUAAUUUAAAUAACUAAAUAGGAUUGCAUAAGAUAACCAAAAGACUUAAAUUCAUUAUUGGAGAGAAAUCAUUAGAAAGUUUUAUCAUAUUAAUCAGGAGCAUUGAUUUCAUUAAAAAAAGGUAAUCCAUUUAAAGAAGGGAAUAAUAGCGUUUGUUUAAGAGAUAGGAUAUUAAAGAUUUUUCAUUUGGAGUACCCUAUACCUAUGGUGGAUUAGGGCAAUAAAUUUCCAUAUAACUACUCUAAAAAUAUUUAUUGAAUACAUUAAAAAUUCGGUUUUAGGAAUAUGGCUUUCUUUAUAAUGAAUCAGUCAGGUAUUACGAUAUAAUUGUUUAUGCUAAAUUAGAUUAGGAACAAAUAAAAUUUAUGUGA
Messenger RNA from Paramecium pentaurelia, 444 nucleotides. The record is from the annotation of a GenBank genome assembly. NCBI's taxonomy places the organism in Eukaryota, Ciliophora, Oligohymenophorea, Peniculida, Parameciidae.